CGCAUACCCACAGAACUUUAACUAACUAACCUCUGUUGCGAGUCAGUAAACGGUUAACGAAUAUACAUUAUCAAUUACAAACCGAGUACACGGAUCCGGCACAUAACAUGCUCCUACAUACCCCGCCGACACACGUUCCUGCAGUCGUCUCGCUCACCGCCCGAGCGCAACCGACCGAACGGGAAAACAGACAUUUUACAACGCCAACACACUUCACCGACGCCUCUAAAGCCUUCACAUAAAGUUCAAUUUUCCGUGGCUCGAGACGGAGAUGCAUCAACACGCUUCAAAUAGAACGCAACACGGAAAAAGGAAAGCGUUCGAAAUGAAGCGCGGCGAUUGGGCGAUGCGCGCCAAUGGCGGCGACGGGCGGGGCCGGCGCGCAUGCGCGGCGGCGCGCGGCGCGCGCGCACAUGUCCCGCUCGCGCGCCGCUCGGCGGACGCAUGCGUAGCUCGGUGGUGUGUGCAGUGAAGUGAUCAUGCUUGGCGGCAUGGACGGCAAGGAGUACGGCGCGCUGCACGCGGCAGCCGCCGCCGCCUCCUACGCCAUGGACACGGGUACGUCUUUCGCCCGAGAAAGCCUGGACCACGCACUAGAUCCGAGUGGCGGGUCACUAGGCGGCGGCGUCGGUGGCUCGCAGCAAUAUGGCGAAGUGAAUCAGCUGGGUGGAGUAUUCGUCAACGGUCGACCGCUACCCAACGCAGUACGGCUGCGGAUAGUGGAACUGGCACAGUUGGGCAUCAGGCCCUGCGACAUCAGCCGGCAACUUCGAGUGUCACAUGGCUGUGUAUCAAAGAUCCUGGCGCGGUACCACGAAACGGGGUCAAUUCUUCCUGGUGCUAUUGGAGGCUCUAAGCCCCGCGUUACGACGCCCAAGGUGGUGUCCUACAUAAAGCAACUAAAAGCAAAAGAUCCCGGCAUAUUCGCGUGGGAGAUCCGCGACCGGCUGCUCGCGGACGGCGUGUGCGACAAGUACAACGUGCCCUCGGUGUCGUCCAUCAGCAGGAUCCUGCGCAACAAGCUGGGCGGCGCGCUGUACCCGGUGCCGCCGCUGUACCCCGUGCCGCCGCAGCGCUGCUGGCCGCUGCACCAGCCCUACGACUAUUACGUCUACCUCCAGGGCCGGCAGCACGCCGGCGCGCCGCACGGGCUGCAUCCACACCAACAGCCCGCGCCGCCGCACCACGCGCACGCGCUCUGACCCGCCGCGCCCGCGCACCCUCACCGCGCCACCGACCACGACCGGUGACCAAUUGAGAACCAGAGGGUGACUGGUUGACCACCCUUCUUGCUCCACCGAUCACGACCAGUGACCGACGACCGACUGGCAACCAGAGGGUGACUUGUUCAGAAGUUCAGAACCCUAACCGCGCCACCGACCGAAUCGGUCACCGAUGGAUAACCAGCACCCUUACCGCUCUAGUGACCGACCCGACCAUAGGCAAAUUGCAUUGGCAGGUUAAGUGAGGAGAAAGAGACCGACAAUGAUAGCCCUUGCGUGGGUGAGGACACUAAGACCGAUGCAAGUUUGUGACAUGUUGGCUGCAGGCAACAACAAAACGGAUCGGAAACGCCCACAGAAUUACAUUACAUUGUAAUCUUUGCACAGCGCUGCUGUAGACAGUUCGGUUCAUA
Molecule: messenger RNA, 1636 nt
Organism: Cydia strobilella
Lineage: Eukaryota; Metazoa; Arthropoda; Insecta; Lepidoptera; Tortricidae
Gene: Poxm
Product: paired box protein Pax-1-like
Exons: 5
Coding region: 480-1202 (240 amino acids)
Biological process (GO): anatomical structure development; regulation of transcription by RNA polymerase II
Molecular function (GO): DNA-binding transcription factor activity, RNA polymerase II-specific; RNA polymerase II cis-regulatory region sequence-specific DNA binding
Source: RefSeq, a predicted model, not a curated record